Messenger RNA from Micromonas commoda, 942 nucleotides. RefSeq lists its product with no specific name. NCBI's taxonomy places the organism in Eukaryota, Viridiplantae, Chlorophyta, Mamiellophyceae, Mamiellales, Mamiellaceae. The record is from RefSeq and is a predicted model, not a curated record. The coding region runs from base 1 to 942 and encodes 313 amino acids. The transcript has a single exon.
AUGACGACGCCAACCACGACCGAGGCUGAUGCGAACCGGCGCGAACACUUCCCAAGGUCUUGGUCGAGGCCGGGUACGCUGCUUCCCCGGAAGGGAGGAGGUAGGGAGGAGGCCGUGGAGGGCGCGACCCUCUGGCUCGAGUUCUAUGACGCUCCCGAAGGACCGCUCGGGUGCGCCCCUUCGGUGAGCGUGGCGUGCGCCUCUCGACGGCUGGAGCUCGUGCGCAUGGAACCCACGCCCGGCGGCGGCGAAGCGAAUGUGGCCAGAUCUCCUCGCGAUCGCCAGGUCAUAAUCGUGCGGGGACCCAGCGCGCUCAGGGCUAGGCUCCUCGCCGACAGGGAGCCCGGAGAGGAGGUCCUCUUUCGCUUCAGACUGGACUCAUCCGUCGACGCCGACGAAUGCUUCCACCUCCUCAGGCACUGGCUCGGCGCUCCGUUCGACUCGACGCGAAAGACGACGUCUGUGAUUCUCGAUCCGAUGCCCGUGAGCGCCCGGCUCCUGAACCUGUCCCUCGGCGACGACAAGGACGAGGAAGACAAGAGCGACGUGUCCUUCGAGGAGGUCAAACCGGAGGAGGCGAAGGAGACUCCGCCCGCAUUGGAGGGUGACGAUGACUCCAAAGCCCACCACUACGACCCGAUUGGUUGGAUGUUUGAGAGCACGGCGGUCAGACGCUACGUCCGAGACAUGAUACUGGCCUUGGCGAGCGAUGGCGGUGAAGUGACGGAGCCGGUCAUCAACUUUGCCAACACUCCUGUGGGAGCGGCGAAUGACGAGAGGGGCAAACUGUCCUUCGCUCGAUACAUCGUUCUCGCCGACUCCGUCAUCGAAGAGAUGCAGGCGACGGGUGAGCUCGAGCUUCUAGGUGAGCUCGAGGAGGAGGAGGAGGAAGAAGAAGAAGAAGAAGACACGCAGCUGGAGAUUCACGACGAGUACUACUGA